This is a messenger RNA of Labeo rohita (rohu), 796 nucleotides long. Its product is annotated as SLAM family member 5. The coding region runs from base 14 to 796 and encodes 260 amino acids. The transcript has 4 exons. The record is from RefSeq and is a predicted model, not a curated record. Lineage: Eukaryota; Metazoa; Chordata; Actinopteri; Cypriniformes; Cyprinidae.
UUUUCACUAAACAAUGAUGUUUCACAAGCUGGUUUUGUUCUGUUUUUCCUGCUGGUGUCAGAUUGGUGUGUUUGGUGAGUCAGUGUCAGUGAUGGAGGGAGAUUCUGUCACUUUACACACUUCUGUUACUGAAAUACAUGAAGAUGAAGACAUGCUGUGGAAAUUUGGUGCUGAAAAGUCUCUCAUAGCUAAAAUCAGAAUUGAGAAUCAAAUCUUUGUCACAUCUGAUGGUCCUGAUGGGAGAUUCAGACAUAGACUAAAGCUGGACAAACAAACUGGAUCUCUGACCAUCACAAACAUCACAACUAAACAUGCUGGAGUCUAUGAACUAGAGAUAAAUGGACCUAUGUGGUCAUUAAAAACAUUUAGUGUUUCUGUUUAUGCUCAUCUGCCUGCUCCCAUCAUUACCAGAGACUGUUCAUCAUCAUCAUCAUCUUGUUCAUUGUUGUGUUCAGUGGUGAAUGUGAGUCAUAUGACUCUCUCCUGGUACAAAGGAAACAGUUUAUUGUCCAGCAUCAGUGUGUCUGAUCUCAGCAUCAGUCUCUCUCUACCUCUGGAGGUGGAAUAUCAGGAUAAAAACACCUACAGCUGUGUGAUCAACAAUCCCAUCAGCAACCAGACCACACAUCUGGACAUCAGCAAACUCUGUCACACAUGUUCAGAUCAGGUCUCACUGUUGUUUUACAUGAUGCUGCUCUCUGCUACUGCUGCUGGAUCUCUGUUCAUUUUAGCUGUAGUCGGGAUCUUCUUCAUCUGCAAGAAAUGUAGAACAAAUAACAGAGAAGGCAAGUAUUAA